AUUCAAAGUGAUCCCAACAUGGAUGUCUGUCCCGACUAUGCUUCCAAUGACUUUGUCAACACACGAGCCCAACUUAUUAACAGGAACAUUACUGAAGAACAGGCAGUUCAACUGCUCAGGAACAUUUGGGAAGUGAACAACAACACCGACAAAUGCUUGUGGCAACAGCAAAUGAAUGACGACAGAGACAAACAAGCUCAUUGUGAUCGUCUAAAAGAGGACAAAGAGGAAUGCAUAAAGCGAGAACGCUUAGCAGAAGAGGAAGAGGCCCACAAGGAAGAACAGAAGAGAAACAAGCACAAGUACACUCCAAUCCAGAACACAGGCAUCCCAGACGACCUGGCUAUCACACCGUGUUCCUACACACUUCGCAAGUUAGACAAAGGAGAGUAUGUCGAAAUGUGGUAUUUCACUAACGACGGACUUGAUGAAGCAUUGGUCAAGAAAACGAUGGAUGAUGAUGCCAUGGUUUUGUCUACCCUCGCGGACGGUUCGACAGCAUGGGUCUCUUCAGCAUCAACUUGCAGCACUUGGUCUGCCAUCAAUGACGAGAACCUCCCAUUUGAGGAUUUCUGUCAGGCCUGCCUGCGUCUCCUGGACGCUCUACUAGAAGUGGAUUGGCCACAGGACAGAAUUAGGAUUACGGCGCUCUUUUGGAGAAACUUACAGGUUCACAAGUAUUGUUCUCUCCCCGACCCAUGGACACAGAGAACUCUGCUAGUCUACCAAGCGGAACAACACAAAUGGUGGCACAUCAUAGCCAAGUCUGCAGCAGACCUGUAUGAUCUCUCCGAGAUCAACGAGAAGGUUCUAGAAGAAAUGAGAGGAAGAGUCUAUUAG
This is a messenger RNA of Suillus paluster, 840 nucleotides long. RefSeq lists its product as uncharacterized. The transcript has a single exon. The annotation marks the transcript as partial. Lineage: Eukaryota; Fungi; Basidiomycota; Agaricomycetes; Boletales; Suillaceae. The record is from RefSeq and is a predicted model, not a curated record.